AUGGACAGAUCCAUAAUAGCUGUUAUUGGCACUACCGGCGUUGGAAAGUCAGAUCUGAGUGUGCAGUUGUCAAAAGCUUUACAAGGCGAGGUUGUUAAUGCGGACUCCAUGCAGGUUUAUAAGGGAUUGGAUAUUAUUACGAAUAAAAUAACUACUGCAGAACGCGAAGGAAUCCCCCAUCAUCUUAUGGAUUUCUUAGAACUACCUCGCGAAUAUAAAGUGACUGAAUUCAUUAGCGAUGCCAUGCGGAUUAUUCGCGAAAUUCACGAUAGAAAUCACAUUCCAAUAGUUGUUGGCGGAACCAACUACUACAUUCAAUCUCUUUUGUGGAAUAAUUCACUGGUGGGAGAUUUAUCGGUUGAUAAUGUGUCCGAAGAGUCGGAGAAUGAUGACGACUUUGGAGAACUACUUAGUGCGGAUACAGACAUACUCUAUGAACGCUUACAACAUGUGGAUCCUAUCAUGGCAAACCGGUGGCAUCGGAAUGAUAGACGAAAGAUACGCAGAAGCUUGCAGAUAUAUUUACAAACAGGCAAACGGCAUAGCGAUUGGAUUGAAGAACAACAGCAUCAAGGAGAGAGUGGGAACUCGUUAAGAUAUCACCGGACGUGCAUUUUUUGGCUGUAUGCUGAACCUAAAGUCCUUGAUGCUAGACUUGAUGCACGAGUGGAUAAGAUGAUUGAGUUGGGGCUGUUUGACGAAAUCAAGCACCUUCGAGAGAAGUCUAAUUCAACAGACGACGUUAGCGCUUCGGAUGGGAUCGCCGCCAAUUAUACCCGAGGAAUAUGGCAGGCUAUAGGUUACAAAGAAUUCGACCCAUACAUCACAGCUCUUUCCUUAGAUCCCCCCCUCCAACCUGACAAGCUCGAAGCUUUGAAAUCUAGAUGUAUCGAUGCAAUGAAAACGGCUACCCGCAGGAAACUUGUACUCGUUCUUAAGUUGAUUCUAGCCCUCGACGAGUGGGACCGUAAUGUACGCGACACGGCUAUUAAUAUCGCUAGAGAAUUCUUGACCACCGGGAGAGGACCGGAUCCUUUCUCAUCCCUGCGUGCACAACAACUAUUGACACCAACCAAAAAUACUACCCCAUAUGACUUGAUACGCACAUGGAGCAAACACGACUGUGAAGUAUGUUCUUCAAUGGAAGGAAGACCUGUUACGCUUGACGGUCAAAAUGAGGCCGACCAGCACUUAAAGAGCAAAAUGCAUAGAUCGAACGUCAAAUUAAAAAAACAAAUAGGCGACCACCAGGAUGGGGUUAUGCCGGAAUGGCUAAAAGAGAAAAUAAGACUAAAGAAGGAAGAACAUACUACCCGAAAUAUUGAUGCCAUUUCUUGA
This is a messenger RNA of Paraglomus brasilianum, 1338 nucleotides long. NCBI's taxonomy places the organism in Eukaryota, Fungi, Glomeromycota, Glomeromycetes, Paraglomerales, Paraglomeraceae. The record is from the annotation of a GenBank genome assembly.